AUGCAGCCCCCCGCAAGACAGUUCUCCUCGGGAUCUCUCGACAACUUCGAACCGGUUAUGGUCACACCAGUCAUUGGAAAUGAAUUUACCAAAGGAACAUGCAACAUUGUGGAUGAUAUUCUUCGCGCGCCGGAUGCCGAGAAACGAAUCCGCGAUCUUGCGAUCAUGAUCGCUGAGCGUGGGGUCGUUUUCUUCCGCGCACAGGACAAUUUAACGAAUGACCUACAAAAAGAGCUCAUCCUCAAAUUGGGCGAACUCACGGGCCGGCCUUCAACAAACGGUCUACACAUCCAUCCAGUCACGAACGAUGCUCGCGAAUUCGGGGACCCAGAUCCCGCUAUCAGCACUAUCAACUCUGAAGGUCGGAAGAAGCUCUAUAAAGGCUCAGACUAUACCAGAAUGGCCGCCGUUUGGCACAGUGACAUCUCGUUCGAGCCCGCGCCUGCGGACUUUUCGUCUUUGCGCUUGACACAGCUCCCGAAGACGGGCGGAGAUACUCUUUGGGCAUCCGGAUAUGAGGUCUAUGACCGAAUUAGCAAGCCCUACCAGAGAUUUCUGGAAACACUUACCGCGACUCAUGAUGGAGAGGGGUUCAGGCGUAUGGCGCAGUCGGGGAAAUUCACCCUUUACGAGAAGCCGAGAGGAUCGCCGAAAAACGUUGGCGGAGAUCUUUAUGCUAUUCAUCCUGUCGUCCGAACGAACCCGAUCACUGGCUGGAAAUCUAUCUUUCCAAUAGGAUCAUUUCCCUCCGUUAUUGAUGGACUAAGCAGAAAAGAAAGUGCAAAUAUGUUGCAAUGGUUCCAUGAUCUUAUCACGUAUGGCCACGAUCUUCAAGUCCGCUUCAAGUGGAACGACCCGAAUGACAUCGCUAUUUGGGACAACCGAAGUGUUUUCCACACAGCGACCGGUGACCACGAGGGAUUCGGCCCUCGUAGCGGUAACCGAGCAGUUGGAGUAGGCGAGGUCCCAUACUUCGAUCCUGGGAGCAAGUCCCGUCGCGAGGACUUGGGAAUUGUGGAGGAUCUGGCCGCUUGCCAUUUGUAA
This is a messenger RNA of Penicillium manginii, 1044 nucleotides long. Its product is annotated as TauD/TfdA dioxygenase family protein. The record is from RefSeq and is a predicted model, not a curated record. The coding region runs from base 1 to 1044 and encodes 347 amino acids. Gene Ontology annotation, molecular function: 2-oxoglutarate-dependent dioxygenase activity. Gene Ontology annotation, cellular component: cytoplasm. NCBI's taxonomy places the organism in Eukaryota, Fungi, Ascomycota, Eurotiomycetes, Eurotiales, Aspergillaceae. The transcript has 4 exons.